Purpureocillium takamizusanense is the source of this 2724-nucleotide messenger RNA. It is a transcript of the gene dpp4, whose product is annotated as Dipeptidyl-peptidase IV. Gene Ontology annotation, biological process: proteolysis. Lineage: Eukaryota; Fungi; Ascomycota; Sordariomycetes; Hypocreales; Ophiocordycipitaceae. Gene Ontology annotation, molecular function: dipeptidyl-peptidase activity; serine-type peptidase activity. Bases 165 to 2579 code for a protein of 804 amino acids. The record is from RefSeq and is a predicted model, not a curated record. The transcript has a single exon.
CCCCCCCCGGACUGGACGCUCGCUGGCUGUGAAGAAGGCGUCUGGUGCUUGACGGCACAUCGUCAUUCCAGUCUCGUGAGACAGCUUACAGAGCAAGAAGAGGAAGAGAAGAGAAGAGAAGAGAACAAAAGAGGAGAGGAGAGGAGAGAGAACUCUUGACCGCGAUGCUCGUCUCUCUCGGCAAAGGGGCGGCGGCGCUCCUGUCCCUCGCGUCGUGGGCCGCCAUCCUCCAUGGCGGCGUCGUCGGCGUGGGCGCCAUCGAGCCGCCGCGACACCCUCACCAGCCGACGGGCAACGGCGAGCGGCUGCUCACGUACAACGAGACGGUGACGACGCGCAAGAUCCGCCCGUCGUCCAUCUCGGUGCGCUGGACGGCGACGGGCGACGACGGGCAGUACAUCACCACCAACGACAAGGGGGACCUGGUGCUCGACAACAUCGCCACCAACGCGUCGAGCGUCUUCGUGCCCGCCAGCAGCCUGCCCAACGGCACGCGCGAGUACUGGAUCCGGCACGACAGCCGCGCCCUGCUCGUCGCGGCCAACGCCACCAAGCAGUACCGCCACUCGUACUUUGCCGACUACUACAUCCUCGACGUCGCGUCCGGCAGCAAGACGCCGCUCGUCGAGGACCAGGCCGGCGACAUCCAGUACGCCGUGCAGGCGCCCAGGGGGAACGCCAUUGCGUUUGUGCGCGGCAACAACUUGUACCUGCGCGAUGGCGACGGCAAGGGCGGCGGCAAGGGCAACGUCACGCAGAUUACGAGCAACGGCGGCCCGGACAUGUUCAACGGCGUGCCCGACUGGGUGUACGAGGAGGAGAUCCUGGGCGACCGCUUCGCGCUGUGGUUCUCGCCCGACGCAAAGUACGUCGCGUACCUGAGCUUCAACGAGACGGGCGUGCAGACCUUUACCAUCCCGUACUACAUGGCGGGCAAGAAGGUCGCGCCGCCGUAUCCCAGGGAGCUCGAGCUGCGGUACCCCAAGGUCGGGUCCAAGAACCCGACGGUCGAGUUCAACGUGCUCGACGUCGAGGCCAAGAAGUCGAGGGCGGUCCCCAUCGACGCGUUCCCCAAGGACGAGGCCAUCGUCGGCGAGGUCGCGUGGGUCACCGAGGGGCAUUCGUCCGUCAUCUACCGCGCCUUCAACCGCGUCCAGGACCUGAGCAAGCACGUCGUCGUCGACCCCAAGACGGGCGCGUCCAAGGUCGUCCGCGAGCGCGACGGCACCGACGGGUGGCUGGAGAACACGCUGGCGAUGCAGUACGUCGGCAGGAUCAAGGGCGCCUGCAACCGGACCUACUACGUGGACCUGUCGGACGAGUCGGGCUGGCAGCACGUCUACCUGUACCCGACGGACAGCGGCGGCAGCAAUAGCAAGCCCAUCCAGCUCACGUCGGGGGACUGGGAGGUGCUGUCGAUCCUGCACGUGGACGCGAAGCGCAGCCUCGUCUACUACGUGGCGACGACGCGGCACAGCACCGAGCGGCACGUCUACAGCGUCUCGUGGGCGACCAAGAAGGUGACGCCGCUCGUCGACGACGGCGUCUCGGCGACGUGGACGGCGACCUUCUCGUCCCAGGGCGGCUACUACAUCCUGACGUACAGCGGCCCCGACGUGCCGUACCAGGAGCUGUACGCGUCGAACCGGACGGACAGGCCGCUGCGGACGCUCGUGGACAACAAGGGCGUGUACAAGGUGAUUGACGAGUACAGCCUGCCCAACAUCACGUACCUGGAGCUCCGGCACCCGGACGGCUUCUCGCUCAACGUGCGACAGACGCUGCCGCCCAACUUCGACCCGUCCAAGAAGUACCCGGUGCUGUUCAACCCGUACGGCGGGCCCAACUCGCAGCAGGUGAUCAAGGAGUUCCAGGCGUACGGGUGGAACGCGUACAUUGCGUCGGAGCCGGAGCUGCGCUUCAUCACCUACGUCGUCGACAACCGCGGCACGGGGUCCAAGGGCCGCAAGUUCCGCAGCGCCGUGACGGGCCACCUCGGCCGGCUGGAGCCGCAGGACCAGAUCUGGGCGGCGCGACAGCUCAUAGCAAGCAACGCCUUCAUCGACGCCGAGCACGUGGGCAUGUGGGGGUGGUCCUUCGGCGGCUACCUGACGGCCAAGACGAUGGAGGCGGACUCGGGCGUGUUCACGUUUGGGCUCAGCACGGCGCCCGUGUCGGACUGGCGCUUCUACGACUCCAUGUACACGGAGCGGUACAUGAAGACGCUGGCGGGCAACGCGGCGGGCUACGACGAGACGGCGGUGCGGAAGACGGACGGGUUCAAGAAGGUGGCGGGCGUCUUCUCGCUCAUGCACGGCACGGGCGACGACAACGUGCACUUUCAGAACGCGGCGGCGCUCGUCGACGUGCUCGUCGGGGGCGGCGUCUCGCCCGACAAGUUCCGCAUGAUGGCCUUUACCGACAGCGACCACGGCAUCAGCUACAACGGGGCGACGGCCUUUCUCUACAAGUUCCUGACGGCCCGGCUGUGGGACGAGGUGCAGCGGAAGUCUGGUAAGGGCUUGGUGCACCAGUGGAGCAAGAAGACGGUCGUCGACAUCGCGGGCGAGGGGAAGUAGGCAUCAUCUGCAGUAUAUACUACUUGCUAUACUCAUCUAUACUAUUACAACAGUACAUGGUUUAUUCACAAAUAGGAUUCCGCAGUAGUACAUACAUAUACUUCGUACUUCGUAUAUAUAUACGGAGUAUGCUGAUGUUUACGGG